Molecule: messenger RNA, 1507 nt
Organism: Diospyros lotus (date-plum)
Lineage: Eukaryota; Viridiplantae; Streptophyta; Magnoliopsida; Ericales; Ebenaceae
Product: transcription factor TCP5-like
Exons: 2
Coding region: 243-992 (249 amino acids)
Cellular component (GO): nucleus
Molecular function (GO): DNA-binding transcription factor activity; sequence-specific DNA binding
Source: RefSeq, a predicted model, not a curated record
UUAUAUAUAUAUACCCUAGCUAGCUUAGCUAGGUUGCAUUAUUUAGCAGGAGGAAGAAGAAGAAGACGACGACCGAAUUGAAUUACUGAAACUGAAACCCUACCUGCAGCGCCAGUACCAACUAACUGCAGUUCUAUGUGUAUAUAUAUGCACGCACACUCGCGGUGAAGCGGGAGGAAGGCUUGUGAAGCUGUACGAGGAAGCAUUAUUCGAAGGAAACAGAUAAUGACACGCAUUUCAAGAUGAUUACAGCCACAAGAGAAGAGGAUUUCGCGAGAAGGCGGGAAGGGAAGACAGUGGACGGGAAGAACUCCAAGGCUUCAUCUAGUUCAACGCCAUGGCCGAGGCUGAUGGAUCCACGAAUAGUACGCGUUUCGCGAGCGUUUGGACGGAAGGACAGGCACAGCAAGGUCUGCACCGUGAAAGGAUUGAGAGACAGACGGAUAAGGCUCUCGGUGCCGACUGCAAUUCAAUUGUAUGAUCUUCAAGAGAGGCUAGGACUCAAUCAGCCUAGCAAGGUGGUCGAUUGGUUGCUGAAUGCUGCUAAGCAUGAAAUCGAUGAACUCCCGCCGCUGCAAAUUCCGCCGGGAAGCUUCGGCCUGGAUCAUCAACAUCAACCGUUGAUUACUAGUUAUGGACCUGGAGUUUCACAGUCGAACAAGGAAGCGAUUAAGAUGGAUAACAGCAAUGUCGAUUGGGGUGAUCGAUUGGGGCACAUUUGGAGCUCGGAUGCAGGCUCCAUGAGAGACAAAUCUAAGGAGGUUGAAGCUGCAGAAACGGUUCAUGAGAAAGAGGAUUGGAUUAACCAGAGAAAUGAGCAAGAAGAGAAGCAAUUAGUUAGUCUUUCAUCUCUUAACUUUCAGCCUAGAUCCAGCCAUUCUAAUUCCAUGGCAGGUUUGAUAAGCACCGUCAUCCCGCAGAAUGCUUUCUUUCCCUGGGAUCCUUCAACUUAUCCUUUCUCUCACAUAGGCAGCCAUGGGUAUGCACCCUAAAGAGAAGCUUCUUAAUUGUAUGUCAACCUUGGUCCCUAUAUAUUUUGCUUCAUGUGUUUGUGCUGCUUCAUCAGACAAUUCAAUCCAAGACAGAUAAAUUAAUUAAACCACUUCCGAUGCUGAUCUCAGUCCAUGAAUUCAAAGGAUCGAUCCCUUUGUAAAAUUCUCUCGAACCAGCUAUAUAUAUAUAUAUAUAUAUAUUUGUAGACUUAUCCAUAACACAUCCCUCCACUCGAACCCGAAAGCUUUUAAUUUCUUUCUGAAGAUUAUAGCAGUGGAAGCUAAUCAAAUAACAAUGUCAAGAACAGCUUUGAAGCUCUAUAAGGCUUGUAGCAGGAAAGGCUGAAAUGGUGAUGAUAAUUGGAGACUCGCUUCGAAUCUGGAGAUCAGCUGGAACAGCUUUUGUUCUUGAGACAAUAUGAUGCCAUCAAUAUUUCUCUUGUUUGUUUCUUUGUUGUAUAUUUUCAGAAACUUGUUUCAUCUAAUUAGAAAAAGAAUUCAGAAAGUUAAUUGCA